AUGAAAGAAUUCCUCAUCUGUUUGGCUCUCCUCUUCGCCGUUGCCCAGGCCAACCCCGGUUUGGUGGCUCCUUUGACAUAUUCCGCCGCUGCCGUGCCCGCUUAUGCCUCCUACGCCGCCGCACCCUACGCCGCGUACUCGACCUAUGCCGCACCAGCUGUUGCUACCUACUCCCACGCUGCUUACUCUGCUCCAGCUGUGGCCACUUACUCACAUGUUGCUGCCCCAGCUGUCUACAGCGCUCCUGUUGCCCGUUUUGCGGCUGUUGCUCCAGUAGCACCAGUCGCCUACUCUGCCCCUGUUGUAUCCACUCUGUUGAAGAACCGACAUCAGUUAACUCGCAGCAGUCAAUUAACAACAAACUAUCCCAAAAUGAAAUUCCUCAUCUGUUUGGCUCUCCUCUUCGCCGUUGCCCAGGCCAACCCCGGUUUGGUAGCUCCUUUGACAUACUCCGCCGCUGCCGUGCCCGCUUAUGCCACCUACGCUGCCUCUCCCUACGCCGCGUACUCGACCUAUGCCGCACCAGCUGUUGCUACCUACUCCCACGCUGCUUACUCUGCUCCAGCUGUGGCCACUUACUCACACGUUGCUGCUCCAGCUGUCUACAGCGCUCCUGUUGCCCGUGUUGCUGCUGUUGCUCCAGUAGCUCCAGUUGCCUAUACCGCUCCCAUUGUGUCUACUUUGUUGAAAAAGAAGUAA
Anastrepha obliqua is the source of this 699-nucleotide messenger RNA. Its product is annotated as cuticle protein 16.5-like. Lineage: Eukaryota; Metazoa; Arthropoda; Insecta; Diptera; Tephritidae. The transcript has 5 exons. The record is from RefSeq and is a predicted model, not a curated record. The coding region runs from base 1 to 699 and encodes 232 amino acids.